CGCAGGCGCAGUGAGAGGCGGUAGCGGCGGUGGCGGCGGCAGUAGCAGCAGCGGCGGCGGCAGCUGUUGGGGGGGGUUCCGGGAAGAUGGUGCUCAUUAAGGAAUUCCGUGUGGUCUUGCCGUGUUCAGUCCAGGAGUAUCAGGUUGGACAGCUUUACUCUGUGGCAGAAGCUAGCAAGAAUGAGACUGGCGGUGGAGAAGGAAUUGAAGUGUUAAAGAAUGAACCGUACGAGAAAGAUGGUGAAAAGGGGCAGUACACCCACAAAAUUUACCACCUGAAGAGCAAAGUUCCUGCCUUCGUGAGGAUGAUUGCUCCCGAGGGUUCCUUGGUGUUUCACGAAAAGGCCUGGAACGCCUACCCCUACUGUAGAACAAUUGUAACGAAUGAAUAUAUGAAAGAUGACUUCUUCAUUAAAAUUGAAACAUGGCACAAACCAGACUUGGGAACAUUAGAAAAUGUACAUGGUUUAGAUCCAAACACAUGGAAAACGGUUGAAAUUGUCCACAUAGAUAUUGCAGACCGAAGUCAAGUUGAACCAGCAGACUACAAAGCUGAUGAAGAUCCGGCAUUAUUCCAGUCAGUCAAGACCAAGAGAGGCCCUUUGGGACCCAACUGGAAGAAGGAGCUGGCCAACAAGCCUGACUGUCCCCAGAUGUGUGCCUAUAAGCUGGUGACCAUCAAGUUCAAGUGGUGGGGACUGCAAAGCAAAGUAGAAAACUUCAUUCAGAAGCAAGAAAAAAGGAUAUUCACAAACUUUCAUCGCCAGCUUUUUUGUUGGAUUGACAAGUGGAUUGAUUUGACAAUGGAAGACAUCAGGAGAAUGGAAGACGAAACUCAGAAAGAGCUAGAAACAAUGCGUAAGAAGGGUUCCGUCCGAGGCACGUCGGCUGCUGAUGUCUAGCUGAGUCCCCUGUAGGGUCAGAGACAAAAUCCAACUGUUUACGCAACCAAGGUCAAGUGAGGGGAACAAGCGCAGCCAGUGAUGAGUGACGACGAAUCUGCCCAGAGUGUCGGCGUCGGCUCGACGG
Ochotona princeps (American pika) is the source of this 1029-nucleotide messenger RNA. It is a transcript of the gene PITPNB, whose product is annotated as phosphatidylinositol transfer protein beta. The transcript is spliced from 12 exons. Gene Ontology annotation, cellular component: cytoplasm. Gene Ontology annotation, molecular function: phosphatidylcholine binding; phosphatidylinositol transfer activity; phosphatidylcholine intramembrane carrier activity. NCBI's taxonomy places the organism in Eukaryota, Metazoa, Chordata, Mammalia, Lagomorpha, Ochotonidae. The record is from RefSeq and is a predicted model, not a curated record. Gene Ontology annotation, biological process: phospholipid transport. The coding region runs from base 87 to 902 and encodes 271 amino acids.